ACCCAAACUCCGGGCCACUGCGACAAGGUCCACAUCUACUUCUGGAAGGGGAUUUUUCCGAGUACAAAAAAAUUGUAACCAUCAAGAACCAGUACCUCAACUGCCACACACUAGACAGAUAUGAACACCACCGCCGCAAAAUCCACAACCUGCACUUACAGGCAGAAGUGCAUCAAGUGCCCGAUUGUGUUGGAGAGCCCUACGGGUGACUGGCCCACGCUCUACAGGAUAGUUGUGCAGCACUGGGAGGUUUGUGCAGGCAGCCUUGCUAGGCUUACCUGCCACGACGCCCCUGCGCAAAUGACCAUUGCACCAACCCCAAACCCACAAAGUCCCCCAAGGAUCUCUACUAAGAGCUUAGGUAUUCGUCGCAAGGCCAAGAAAAAAACCCUGGACCAGGGAAGGAGAAAAACGCGGAAGAACAAAACCCUGGAGGAGAGGCGGCGUGGGCUCGAAGCCGACCCGUAUGCCUACGACGUAACUGCAAAAACCGUCAUGUGCCGCGGGUGCCAUGGCCUCUACAAACUCGACCAAAGGUCGGAUUACUUCCCUCUCCUCUGGAAUAAGCACAGGGACAAGUGUGAAGACGUGAAGAAGAUGAAGCUGGCCAAAGCUGCAGAAGCUUUACGUCCGUCUGAUGACGGAGAAUUGAUGAGCGCGUGUACGACUCCUGGUAGGGUGGAGAGGGGUCAUCGGGACGCCAUUGACGUUCAGCGCUAUUGAUUGCUACCAUAGUGCAACAAUGAAGUUGUUUAGAUGAUCGUGGGUCUCUAGCUCGGACGCGUCAUUUUCGUGACGCCCGAGUGCCGACGGGAGAUUGCUUGAGCAACAAUCGUAUACCAGAAGGCUUUCUGCUCCCAAUUCCUGUGCUUGUAUGAUAUCCAAUAACACUGCGAUCAUUUCUUCUUUAUUGUGGUGAAUUGAAGAGGACGUUGACUGAGCGCAGAUCAGUUAGACUCUGCUUAGAUGCUGACAUGGAUUCUAUGUCACCCUGACUCGCUGAGGUGGUGUUGAGCCUGAGUCCAUCAUGGAUAAGAAAGACACGACUCAGUGAAAGCUUUAGUGUUGACAUUGAUAUUGUCGCCUCAUCCGAGUCAUUGACACAUUGAC
Molecule: messenger RNA, 1110 nt
Organism: Suillus clintonianus
Lineage: Eukaryota; Fungi; Basidiomycota; Agaricomycetes; Boletales; Suillaceae
Exons: 4
Coding region: 121-723 (200 amino acids)
Source: RefSeq, a predicted model, not a curated record